AUGUUUGGUAAGAAAUUUUGGAUUUUUUUCUGAUAUACUGUAAUUUGCAGCUAGUUUCCUCAUUUCUGAGUUUAAUUAUACAUCUUUUUUAAAAAGAGCUGAUUUCACAGCUGAAAAAUAUGUUCCGUUUCAAGAUACUAGUAAUGACACUUAUUUUAAAGUGGGAAUGUAAGUAUCGGUGUAAUUUAACAAAGGUGAAGCAAAAAUUAUUCAGUUUACACAAGUCCCAAUUAGAAUCUUAUACGAAAAUUCGAAUGGAGGAUCAACUGGGAACUUUAAAAAACAAACCUUGGAUGCCGGUCAAUGAAAUAAGAGAAGAAUUUGCAAAUUGUGCUCUUCUAAAGUACGGAACAUUCAGUGAACACGAUUUUAAGGUUUGUACCCGUCAUCGAAGAGUUAACACUUUUUUGAUUCGUUUUAGUACGACAAAGGUAUGUAUGGAUGGAUGAAUAUUAUGAAGUUCUCCUGCGUUUUCGUGAAUGACCAGUUUCUCGUGUUCGCUAUGGCAUUCACUAGAACUAGGUUUCGGCUGAAACAAGUUAUACUCAAGAGACAAAAUACGUAAGAAUUUACUAAUUUCCGCUGUGAUACAUAUAUAUAUAUAUAUAUAACUUUUUGCAGGCAUUGGGCAACAUCUGGUCGGAGUCUCAUUACUAGAGAUGUUCAGAAAAUGACAGAAGUAUUCACGAUCCGAUUUGCUCAGUUCGUGAAUGAGAAAAUAGAGGAUGAACUCAAAAAACAUGUCGCCCAUCAUAAGCACAUUGAAAGUACAUCUCAAAAAUCGUUUUCCAAGAUCAACCAAUGGUUUCUUAUUGUCCUUUUUAGAUAAUCCGAUGGGUUUGAAAAAUGAAACAUUCGAAGAGCUUGCCGUCGCAUACGGGCGGCUUCGUAAACACAUAAAGCUAUCUGACAGCAGAGGACAUACCUUCAGUACUAUCGCAUUUGGAGUGAGAAUGUUCUUUUGAGACACCUAUAAAAAAGGACAUUCAGAUUAAAUCACGGAUUAUGAUGGCGUCACCUAGUAAUGCACCUCAAGUUGUAGAAGCGAUUUCUGAUGAAUUAAGUGAUGCUCCAUUGAAAGUGUUGGAUACAUGCCACAAAGAUAUUUGCACGUUUGAUUUUAUGGUAAGAGUUAUAUAAUAUUCACUUGAAUCAAAAUGCCCUCAGAAAAACGCUACGUUCAAUCCCAAAACAGAAACAUACGUUUAUUCUAAAGAAAAUGCACUCAUACACACCGUCCAUCCUCGAUAUUCUUUGAUUGCUUAUCAGAAAGCCAAACCAUAUUUUUCCUUUGAAACCAUGAAACGAAAAACCGCCACAAAAAUCAUGUAAGUUAAGAUGUAGAAAAUUCAAACAAAACAUAAAAGCGUUCAGAGAUGUGAAACAGAAUUUAGAUGCAAAAGCAAAGCAGCUUUGGACAUCCCUUCUAGAUCAGCAAUUCACGUUAGCUAUUCACGUGCACAAUCAAGAGCUGUUUCCGUUUGACCGGUUCUAUAUGACACUGAACCCUCUCGAAUGA
This is a messenger RNA of Caenorhabditis sp. 36 PRJEB53466, 1519 nucleotides long. Lineage: Eukaryota; Metazoa; Nematoda; Chromadorea; Rhabditida; Rhabditidae. The record is from the annotation of a GenBank genome assembly.